This is a messenger RNA of Chenopodium quinoa (quinoa), 2792 nucleotides long. RefSeq lists its product as uncharacterized. Lineage: Eukaryota; Viridiplantae; Streptophyta; Magnoliopsida; Caryophyllales; Amaranthaceae. The record is from RefSeq and is a predicted model, not a curated record. The transcript has 3 exons. The coding region runs from base 431 to 1591 and encodes 386 amino acids.
CAAUAACAAACGAGGAAUAAAAGUAGUAGGGAGUUAGUAACAUCGAAUAUGAGACAUAGUUACUAUUUUGAACUAAUUAAAAAAUAAAAUUACCCCAAAAUUACUAAAUUUGUUAAAAAAAAAAUUAAGAUGAUAGAUUUUUAACCUUGAAUACAAUCCUACUCUGUUCAUGACUCAUUAGAGUAUCCAAUUGCGUGUUCAGUUUAAGAACAACGUAGCUAAAGAUUUUGCCCCAAGCUAACCAGAUUUUUCGAUUUUCUCAUAUUAAUUGCGUUUUUCUCAAGUUAUUUCUCCUAUUAAUCCUCAAAAAUUAAUUUCGAAAAAAAAACCUAAUAUUUGUGCUAGUGAUUAAUCAAUCGAUCAAUUGUUUUUGUAAUCAAUCAGCUCGUUGUGCGUAGAAAUUCGGCGUUCUUCCGAUUGACGAAUCAAGAUGUUAAUCAGCGAUAAGUUGAAUAUGAGGUUUGAUAAAGGAAGUAUGGUGGAGGUCUUUUCUAAGAAGAAGGACCUUUCAGGAGGUUGGCGGUGUGCACAGAUUGUGGAGGAUAAUGGAGAUGGUUAUACGGUGAGAUAUUAUCGCGGUGCUGGAAUAGCUAAAGACGGUGUUGACAAAGUAUCCUCGGAAGCAGUGAGGCCUCGUCCACCACCUGCGACGGGGUCUAGAGUUUGGGCUGUUGGUGAUGUUGUGGAAGUGCUGGAUGAUGGUUACUGGAGAGUCAGUAUUAUUGAAGAGGUUUUGGAAAAUGAUGAUUCGUAUGGUAUCCAGGUGAUCGGAUCUGUGGAUGAGUUUAGAGUGAGGAAAUCUGGUGUAAGAGCACGGCAACAAUGGAAAAAUAAUCAGUGGUUUCCUCUGGAGAAGGAUUCUGGAAUUGAUAAGAAACUGUUAUCUAGGGUGCAGAAGUUGGCUCAAAUGCAAACGCAAGGUGACUUUGACAUGAAAGAUCAGGAAUAUGUCUCACUGUCCAGGACGCAGAAAAGGUCAUUCGUAGAUGAAUCUUCUCCGGAGUGUGCUCAGAAACGAAGGGCAGCAGAGAAGGAGGUUAAGCUUCAUGCUGUACCAGACUCGUAUUCUUUCAAUGGGAAGGUACAGACACCUGAUAAAUUUAGGAAAACUCAUGGUAAAGAUAAGGAGCAAAUAUCUAAAAGAACAACCAGUAACACUAGCCUUAGAAACCAUGAUGAUGCCCAUCCUAUUGGUAGAACCUCCGAAACUGAUUCUGUUCAAUGUGAAUCAUCUGUUGCUAGUUGUAGCAUUGGUGAUGCUAAUUUUGAUAGAUUGAUCAGCCAUUCCUCAGCCAGCUGUAGUCAGGAAAGGGAUUCUUUUAGUGGCGCUGAAUCAUUUUAUCAUAAAGGGGGUGAUGAAGCAGUGUCUAUUGGUCAGUCAAAACAGGAAAAUACUUUAAGAUCGCAUGAGCUAGAGUUAAAUAGAUACCGUAGCACCCUAGAAGCAUUAUAUGCAUGUGGUCCUUUGAGUUGGGAGCUGGAAUUUUAUCUAACAAACCUCCGUCAAAAGUAUUCUGUUUCAACAGAUGAACAUUUAAUGGAACUAAGGAGGUUAAAGUCUAGUACAGGCCUUGGUUUGCCUUGUUGCUAGCUAAGGAGGUUGAUGUCAAUUUGAGUGCUUGGGUUGAGUUUAUUACUAGCUCUUCGAGCUCUUCUUACCUUUAUAGCUUAUUAAUACAUGACACACUUUUCUGGGCCCUCUAAGUUCUGUUAACUACUAUCCUGUGUAAGAAAGUUGGGAGGAUGUUCAAAUUGUACAUUCUGAGAAUUGUUAACGCGGUUACAUAUUGUGGAGUAGAACAUUGAUUUAGUUUCUAAUAAAAGUUGUACAAAUCUGUUAAGCACCCGUGAGACGGUUUAAUUGACCUUCCUAGAAGGGAAGUUAAACUUCAUUACUGAUGCCUUAGGUCUUCCUCGUUCUUUGAGUGGACAUUGCACUAGCUCUUGUAUGCUUUAUACACCUUUUCUGAAGCAGGCAAGAGUUUUAAAAUUGUACAUGUUGACAGCGAUUGUUAAUGCAGUGAAUAAAUGUUUGUUUUACUGGGAAUUUUCUUGCGUCUAUUCUUUUUGUAGAAGCUAGUAAUUCAGAGUUUGUCUGUAAAUGUGUGCAGACAUCUAGGAAAUAAACGCUGUACAUGCCUGUGUUUAUUUCUUUUUAAUACUUGCGAACAGCUAUUGCUAAUUGUAUUUUUAUGCUUUCUAUAUUUAAGUGUUUGUGACUUUGCGGUAUAGGUCAUGCAUUUGGUAACACACAGUUGGAUGCAGAAAACUGCAGUCCAUUGACAGAGCCAAGCUCUAAAGAGAUCAUGUUUCUUUUACCACUGAACUUCGUUGUGAUUUUACAGAAGCUUUAUGCUUAAAGAAUUUGGUGAAGUUUGAGGGUGAGAACAUCAAACAUCAGUAUAUCAUGCACACUUUUAAUUUUAAAGCAGAUUAAAGUUCUUAUCAUGUCAUAUUGCAAACUUGCAACGAUUGAAGCUGCUGGUUUUGAAUCCUGAACUUCACAGUUUCUAUCAGCCUCUAUGGUGUUGGAAAGUUGGUGACUGCAAAGCAAGAGCUCUGAUUAAGCUCACUUUAGCUCUCCAGAUCUAGACUUUCAUUAGAAGAGUUGCUUGAAUCUUGAAUUGUAAUACUAUCAUGUAUCUAAUUUAUUUAUUUUCCCAAAGGACUGUACAAUACAGUGUAUCCUUCAAUUACUAUUAGUCUAUUAGAAGUAUGUCUAUAAUACAUUAUUUGUUUACUCAUUGACAAUUGUAAUGCUAUCAUUGCGCUGUACUGAUCUCCUUUAAAAA